Messenger RNA from Clupea harengus (Atlantic herring), 7643 nucleotides. RefSeq names its product nitric oxide synthase 1 (neuronal) (gene nos1). Lineage: Eukaryota; Metazoa; Chordata; Actinopteri; Clupeiformes; Clupeidae. Gene Ontology annotation, biological process: nitric oxide biosynthetic process. The record is from RefSeq and is a predicted model, not a curated record. Gene Ontology annotation, molecular function: nitric-oxide synthase activity; FMN binding; calmodulin binding.
CUUUUGUGAAGGUGAGCAGCACUCUUUUAAUUCGCAUUCCGUGGUUUUGCAUUAAAACUAAACCAAAACAGGUGGUUUGAAAGUUUGAUAGUCGUUUAUCAAGUAGCUAUGGUCUGAGAUAACUGUACACAAGAGAAGAUUUUCGGCAGUCUUUACCCAGAGACACGUCGCUCAAGAGCAACUAGUGUGCGUUCUUACGGAUAUCAUCAUCACUCGGCAUUGACUUCACUAACGACGGGUUCUGUUGCCUCAGUUGUGGGUCUUUUGAAAUCACUCUUAAACGAUUGACGUUGUCCUCCUAAAUUCGGACUAUGUAAAAACUUUUUGGUAAAUCUGACAAGCAGUCCUGCUCCAGAUUAAUCAGAGGCAACAACGGACUUCCCCCACGUGCAAUAAGUGUGCACUUGCUGUCGGUAGAUUUGGCAAUGGCAGCCGUGACGGACAGAGAGAGCGGCACCAUGCAGGAGUCGGAGCCCAGUGUGCGUCAGCUGCAGCCCAACAUCAUCUCUGUGCGCCUCUUCAAGCGCAAGGUGGGUGGCCUGGGCUUCUUGGUCAAGCAGCGCGUCUGCAAGCCGCCCGUCAUCGUGUCCGAUCUGAUCCGCGGCGGCGCCGCCGAGGAGUGCGGCCUGGUGCAGGUGGGUGACAUCGUGCUGGCCGUCAACAACAAGCCCCUGGUGGACAUGAGCUACGAGCGGGCGCUGGAGACGCUGAAGAACGUGUCGCCCGAGACCCACGCCGUGCUCAUCCUCCGCGGGCCCGAGGGCUUCUCCACGCACCUGGAGACCACGCUGAGCGGCGACGGGCGCCAGAGGACGGUGCGCGUCACCAGGCCGGUCUUCCCCAAGUCCUUCGAGCGGCCCUGCCCACCGGCCAUCAGCGCCGGCAGCAAGGAGCUGCGGGCCAUCGAGAACCUGUCCGUUACCACGGCGACCGCCGCGGGACAGCGCAAGGAGCCGCCGCGCUCGCUCGCCCCUCUCAUCGAGCAAGACCCGCUCCUGAGGGACAGUGGCACCGGCGGGGGCAACAACUCUCCGCUGCUGCUGAACGGCAUGGAGGAGAACAACGACCUGCUCAAGGAGAUUGAGCCCGUGCUGAAGCUGAUCAGGAACAGCAGGAGAGAGCUGAACGGAGAGGGACAGAGAACCGUGGACCGGAGAGAUGCGGGGGUUCAAGUAGAUAGGGAUCUUGGCCUGGGAAACGGUAUGACCUCACAGCUGGCCUCCGAUAACGACAGAGUGUUUGACGACCUCUGGAGGAAGGACAACAACAUGCCCAUGGUGCUCAACAACCCGUACUCCGAGAGCGAUAAGGUAGCCUCGCCCUCAGCGUGCCCACUAAGCCAAGGGAGGAUAUCACCCAACAAAAACCUGCAGAACGGCAGCCCAUCCAAAUGUCCGCGCUUCAUGAAGGUGAAGAACUUGGAGAGUGGGAUGGUACUCAGCGACACACUGCACCUCAGCGCCAGCAAUCAGGCACCCAUCUGCACUGAAAAGGUGUGCUACGGCUCCAUGAUGAUGCCAAACCAGCCGAGCCGCAAGCCAGAUGAGGGGCGAUCCAAAGAACAGCUUCUUCCCCUGGCCACCGACUUCAUUAAUCAGUACUACUCCUCUAUAAAAAGAUGUGGCUCCAAGGCGCACACUGACAGGCUGGAAGAGGUGACAAAGGAGAUUGAGACAACCGGGACGUACCAGCUGAAGGACACGGAGCUCAUCUACGGUGCCAAGCACGCCUGGAGGAAUGCCGCCCGCUGCGUGGGAAGAAUCCAGUGGUCCAAGCUGCAGGUAUUCGAUGCCAGAGACUGCGCAACAGCUCAUGGAAUGUUUAAUUCCAUCUGUAAUCAUAUCAAAUAUGCCACCAACAAAGGCAACCUCAGAUCGGCCAUCACCAUAUUCCCUCAGAGGACAGACGGGAAGCAUGACUUCCGUGUGUGGAACAACCAGCUGAUCCGCUACGCCGGCUACAAGCAGCCCGACGGCUCUAUGCUGGGAGACCCAGCAUCAGUGGAACUCACAGAGAUCUGUAUGCAGCAGGGCUGGAAAGCCCCCCGCGGCCGCUUCGACGUGCUCCCCCUCCUGCUCCAGGCCAGCGGGGACGACCCCGAGUUGUUCGAGCUCCCCGCUGACCUUAUCAUGGAGGUGCCCAUCGUCCACCCAAAGUUUGAGUGGUUUAAGGACCUGGAUCUGAAGUGGUACGUGCUGCCCGCUGUGUCCAGCAUGCUGCUGGAGGUCGGUGGCUUGGAAUUCACUGGCUGCCCCUUCAGCGGCUGGUACAUGGGCACCGAGAUCGGUGUGAGGGACUUCUGCGACACCUCGCGAUACAACAUCCUAGAGGAUGUGGCUAAGAUGAUGGGGCUGGACACCAGGAGAAUCUCUUCUCUGUGGAAGGACCAGGCACUGGUGGAGAUCAACAUUGCUGUUCUUCAUAGCUUCCAGACAUCUAAGGUGACUAUAGUGGACCACCACUCGGCGACGGAGUCGUUCAUCAAGCACAUGGAGAAUGAGUAUCGAGUACGAGGGGGUUGCCCGGGAGACUGGGUAUGGAUUGUGCCGCCGAUGUCAGGCAGCAUCACGCCAGUGUUCCACCAGGAGAUGAUCAAUUAUCGCCUCACGCCCUCGUUUGAGUACCAGAAUGACCCCUGGAACACUCACGUAUGGAAGGCGGUGAAUGGGACGCCCACCAAGAAGCGAGCCAUUGGAUUCAAGAAGCUCGCCAAGGCGGUGAAGUUCUCAGCGAAACUCAUGGGUAAGGCCAUGGCCAAGAGGGUGAAGGCCACAAUUCUGUUUGCCACCGAAACGGGGAAAUCUCAAGACUACGCCAAAACGCUCUGCGAAAUAUUCAAGCAUGCUUUUGAUGCAAAGGUUAUGUCUAUGGAGGAGUAUGACAUGGUUGACCUCGAGCACGAGACGCUGGUACUGGCUGUGACCAGCACCUUUGGCAAUGGGGACCCCCCUGAAAAUGGAGAGAAGUUUGGAGCAGCUUUGAUGGAGAUGAGACAUCCCACUUCCAACACAGAGGACAGAAAGAGCUACAAAGUACGGUUCAAUAGUGUGUCUUCCUACUCCGACACGCGCAAAUCCUCCAGUGAUGAGCCGGAACCCAAAGACAACUUCGAGAGUACUGGGCCUCUGGCGAACGUCAGGUUUUCUGUGUUUGGCCUUGGCUCCAGGGCCUACCCACACUUCUGCGCCUUUGCCCACGCCGUGGACACUCUGUUCGAGGAGCUGGGAGGGGAGCGCAUCCUACGCAUGGGGGAGGGAGAUGAGCUGUGCGGCCAAGAGGAGUCUUUCAGAACCUGGGCCAAGAAGGUUUUCAAGGCUGCGUGCGAUGUCUUCUGCGUUGGUGACGACGUUAACAUCGAGAAGGCACAUGACUCAUUGAUUAGCAAUGACCGAAGCUGGAAGAAGAGCAAGUUCCGCCUCACCUACUCAGUCGAGGCACCUACGCUAACUCAAGCGCUGUUCACUAUUCAUAAGAAGAAAGUUUCUGAUGCCAAGCUCUUGAUGCGACAGAACCUGCAGAGUGAGAAAUCAAACCGCUCAACCAUAUUUGUGCGGCUCACCACAAAUAACCACGACAGCCUGAAAUACCAGCCUGGGGACCAUCUGGGCGUCUACCCGGGCAACCAGGAGGACUUGGUCAUGCCGCUCAUAGAGAAACUGGAAGAUGCCCCACCUGUCAAUCAGAUAGUCAGGGUGGAAUUUCUGGAUGAGCGAAACACAGCCUUAGGGGUGAUCAGUAACUGGACAGAUGAGAGCCGCAUCCCCCCCUGCACCAUCUACCAGGCCUUUAAGUACUUCCUGGACAUCACCACCCCACCCACCCCACCACUCCUGCAGCAGUUCGCCUCUCUGACCACCAACGAGAAACACAAGAAGAAGCUGGAGCUGCUCAGUAAGGGUCUGCAGGAGUACGAGGAGUGGAAGUGGUACAACAACCCCACCCUGGUGGAGGUGCUGGAGGAGUUCCCCUCGCUGCAGGUCCCCUCCACCCUCCUGCUCACCCAGCUGUCACUCCUCCAGCCACGCUACUACUCCAUCAGCUCCUCCCCGGACCUCCACCCCGGAGAGAUCCACCUCACCGUGGCCGUGGUGUCCUACAGCACCAGAGAUGGAGACGGGCCGAUCCAUUACGGAGUUUGCUCUUCCUGGCUGAACAGCAUUGAGACGGAUGAAAUAGUCCCCUGCUUUGUUCGAGGGGCUCCCUCGUUCCGAAUGCCCAAAGAUCAGAGGGCUCCCUGCAUUCUGGUUGGCCCGGGGACUGGCAUUGCCCCCUUCAGAAGUUUCUGGCAGCAGAGGUUGUUUGAUCUGGAACACAAGGGGAUAAAGUCCUGUCCCAUGUUACUGGUCUUUGGGUGUCGGCAGUCAGAGAUCGAUCACAUCUACAGAGAGGAGACCCUCCAGGCCAAGAACAAGGGAGUGUUUAAAGAUCUUUAUACAGCGUAUUCAAGAGAACCAGGGAGACCAAAGAAAUAUAUCCAGGACAUGCUUCGUGAGCAGCUGUCGGAGACUGUGUAUAAGUGCCUGAGAGAGGAGAGUGGCCACAUCUAUGUGUGUGGAGAUGUCACCAUGGCUGGAGACGUCCUCAAAACGGUGCAGCAAAUCAUGAAGCAGCAUGGAAACAUGACGCUGGAGGAUGCUGGGUUCUACAUCAGCAAGCUCAGAGAUGAGAAUCGGUAUCAUGAGGACAUAUUUGGCGUCACGCUGCGCACGUAUGAGGUCACCAACAGACUGCGAUCGGAAUCCAUCGCGUAUAUCGAGGAGAGCAAAAAGGACACGGAUGAGGUUUUCUGUUCAUAAGGUGCCAUUUAUGGAGCUGUUCUGGCCUGGGUGGAAAAGACUGGUCAGAAGUGCACAAGAAGCAAGUGACACUGCUAGUUAAGAAUACUGUGUCCAUAUUUGUUUUUCCUUUAAAAAGAAAAAAAAAACGAAAAUCAGAUUAUGCUUUGUUAUGCCUAACUCUGCAACUUCCUUUAAUUUUCAUUUUGUAAAAGAUAUCAAUGUUUUGCUCUCACCUCAUUGUAAAAUCGUAAAACUCUGUGAAUCCAAAUUGCGAUCUGCAACUUUAAGACUGCACAAUAUUUUGUUGUUGUUAACAGUUGCCUAUACCUGAAUUACCGUCAUGUAAAGAUGAUCACAACAAUGGCCACUGGACGAAGUUAAAAACGUCAGGCAAGAACGCCCUGACAGAAAUCAGCUGUGCUUCUAACCUAUCUGGGUUUACGUAAUGUUGGGGACGAGCUGGACCGUGUUUAGUUUGGUUCAAGUCCAACCUGCACCUCUCUCAGUGUAGUGUUUUGUUGGAGUAAGAUUUACAGAAAAGACAUUCCAGAGCUUCUCUAGAUCAGAUGCAACUGAGGUCUGUACAGUUCACUUCUGGGGAAGCUUAGCUUUUUUAGUACUAACACUCAGCAUGGCACUAAGAUUUGAGCGAGAAAAAAAAAAAAGGAUUUGCACAUGUGCUCAGCAUCUCUGUAUCCGUCUACUUUAUUGUGUAGCUCUGAGACAGACGGAACCUAGACACCAUUGUAUUUGUGGCAGCAUUUUAAACAAAGAUCACUUCAAAAACUUAAGUUGAAAAUCCUGACAUCUCCCCCAGUGUUUUGUCUGUGAUGACAGGUAGCAGCCGUGUGUGGAGAAAGACAGCACCAUUGUUAUAUCUGUACAUGCUUGAGUUCCUUUUACAGAAUAAAAUGAGUAGGUUUACUCAGAACAUUCUGACAUAAUUCAGCUGGAAUAGUGAAAUGAAGACUUGAAUCCCACUAUCACUAUAUUACAAACCACAAAGUCUGAAAAUGAUGUGAUGUGAAAUAUUGCAUGGAAUAGUGGAGUUUCACAGAAGGCAACAUUUACCUGUGCCAAAUGGCAGUUGUCAGCUCCCAGUCACUUCCUAUAGGACAAGGCCAGACAAGUCAAGAGAAACCCACUUUUGAAAGCUACUCAGUUACUCCAAUUCUCAAAUGUUUUGGAACAGCAAGAUGACUAGAGAAAGAGAGAAGCAUCAAGCGUUUUUUCCAACCCCAGGGUCUUGUUGAGUGGACUUGACAACGUGUAAAGUUGCUUUAUGCACAUACAGCACUCAUGAGUCAUAGAUAACCCUCUCCCUCCCUGCAUGGACAGACUCUAACUCACUGAGACGUUCAGUCCAGAAUGUAUCGAGGACUCUUGCCUUAUGGUAGCUAGCGAUAUUUCCUGCUUGAUGCUUUUUAAUCGGAUUAAAGAAAUUCUAUGAUUUUCAUAUGAUAUUACUAAGGAAGCUUGUUGGAUUCAUAGAACAAUCUCUUAGUGCUUCAUUCCUUGGUAUACAUUUGGUGUGUGUGUCUGUGAGGGAGAGAGACCAUUAAUUACUACUUCAUUUGUGACUCACUGUGAGUUUUAGCAUCAAAGCUCUGCCGGAUUUUCCCCUUUAAAUAAGGCCACAGUUUUUGCAGAUUUGAAAUGCAGUGACUUCCACUUUGUGAUGGUGUGUGUGCGUGCGUGAAGGUGUGUGCGUAUAUAUGAAUACGGGUGAGUUGUCUCUUCUUUUGCUCUCAGAGAAAGGUGGCAUCCUUGAUAUACACCUCAUAAAGACACGUUCAUGGUCUUUUUUCAUGUGGAAAUGUAAACAGUGAUCACGUUUUCUCUUUUAUCAGUGGCAAAAGGACGAUGCAACCACCUUUUUCACUGACUAUCUUUUGAAGGCAAUGCCUUUGUAGGGCUUUGAUAAGUCAGUUCCACCAUUAUAAUCUAGUCCCUCACGAAGAUGAACCCAUUUUUAUGAGGCUCUUUUCAUCCCCAUACCUCACCCUUUGCCUGCUCUCUCUCUCUCUCUCUUUCUCUCUCUCUCUCUCUCUCUCUCUGUCUCUCUGUGUGUCUGUGCCUGCAAACUCCGUCUUUUUUUUCUUCAUAUGAGUAAAAUAAACUCCAGCAUGGCACUAAAAAGAUUUUAAAUGUGAGUCGAGUCUAUCCGCUCGUGGCGUAUUUAAAUUACCCUUUGAUCUUCGUAUUACGGUUACUUAUUAGUUGACUUGUUUUGAUGAGAGAGACAUGCUUGUGAAGGGUUCUGUUGUCAUGUUUGAAUGUUUGCGCGUCAUUUUUUUUUACGCAGGUUUAUCUGGAUUGAGUUUAAAGCCGUGGAGACUGUCAUGUACAACGUCAGCAUUGAGAAAAGAAAUAUAGAGAAACUAUUAGAUCGAAAGAUAGCAAACUGUAUGAGGUUUUAUAAGAAUGUAUUUUAAACAUUUAAUGAAUUAUUAUUAUUAUUAUUAUUAUUAUUAUUAUUAUUAUACAGGAUAUCAUUUCCUUUUAUUGCCUUUUUUGCUUGUUAAAUAUAUGUGUAUGACGUCAUUCAGUUUCUCGCAAAUGUAUGAGAAUUCAACAGCACUAAUCUGAAUGCAUGAUCUAGUCUGUGUCCUCUAAAAAUGCUAUGUCUAUUAACCGGCACUGUGUCCGUAUUACUCUUGUGACUGCGUGCACCCUCCAUAAUUGGAUGGUACAAGCUUGAGGGAUUUGGUGUUUGUUCUAUGCUGCUGCUAAUAAUUGAAUUCAAACAGCGUCUGCUGAGAUCCUUUUAUUGUGGAACCUAUGAACCUUGAACAUUUACCAUUUUGAUGCAUUCUGCAGAAACUUUGCAUUUACUUAUAAUAAAAAAAAUAUUUAUAUGUCAAA